Molecule: messenger RNA, 15703 nt
Organism: Coregonus sp. 'balchen'
Lineage: Eukaryota; Metazoa; Chordata; Actinopteri; Salmoniformes; Salmonidae
Source: the annotation of a GenBank genome assembly
UGUGUAUUAAAUGUUCAUCUUUGUGCCUCUCUAGACUGAAUGAUGAAGGUGUGGGUCAUCUUCCUACUGUGCCUAGCUGGCCAGGCUUUCACCGCUUCCAUUGUAAGUGUCCCUUUGUUGUGUGUGUGUGUGUGUGUGUGUGUGUGUGUGUGUGUGUGUGUGUGUGUGUGUGUGUGUGUGUGUGUUUUUGUGUGUGAGUGUGUGUGUGUGAGUGUGUGUAUGCCUGCCUGGUGUGUGUGUGCGUGCGUGCCUGUGUGUGUGUGAGUGUGUGUGUGUGUGUUUGUGUGUGAGUGUGUGUGUGUGUGUGUGAGUGUGUGUGCCUGCCUGGUGUGUGUUCACUUGUAUUGACACUGAAAAAACAUGGUAAGCAAUCAUAAUAACACCAUGGUCACCAUUUCAGGAGGAGCCCAUCGUUGAUGAUGUUGUUGAGGAGGUAAGGUCAUUGACUUGUUUACAGAAUUGUUUACAGGUGUGCUUAGUGGAAAAACAACAUCACACAUCUUGAACAUACCCACUGGGCACACACUGGUUGAAUCAACGUUGUUUCCACAUCAUUUCAAUAAAAUGUUGUUGAACCAACGUGAAAUAGACGUUGAAUUGACAUCUGUGCCUAGUGGGUAGAGAUACUUUCACAGGUGGGAGCGAAUUAGGAAUAUUGUAGUAUAGGAAUCAAAACACAGCCAGAUGAAAAACAUUGACACUAGAUUUAUUCUUUACUCUCUCCGGGUCACUUUUGACAAGUUAACAAAGUUAACAGUACAACUUUGAUUGAAAUAAUUUAUUCUCAACCAUUUUGUGGCACAGGACUUUUCCCCUUGAAUGUUGACCAUUUCCUGUAAUGUAGCUUGAGAGAGAGAGAGAGAGAGAGAGAGAGAGAGAGAGAGAGACGAUGAGCUAGCAGCGGAUGACGAAGAAGAGUAGCUAAUUUAUGACUGAAUGGCGUAUACGUCUGCUAUCAUCCUCGCUCCUGUUCCGCACCUAUAGAAAGUACGACUACAUUUCCUCUCUUGACCUUCUCAUACGCGUCUGCUUCUUCUCUCUGUGAGAGCUGCGAACCGAAGUAUGCUUAAUCCCCUAUUCUACAGCUGUUACAGAAACCAUACUUUAAUGGCUUCACCACAUGUGGCUCAGGCUCUAUCCAUCCCAUCCAGCUGCAGGCUGCUUGUUGUUUUUAGACGUCUGCUAGUCUCUCUCUCUGGACCUGUCUGAAGUACAGACGUCUGCUAGUCCUCUCUCUGGACCUGUCUGAAGUACAGACGUCUGCUAGUCCUCUCUCUGGACCUGUCUGAAGUACAACGUCUGCUAGUCUUUCUCUCUGGACCUGUCUGAAGUAGAGACGUCUGCUAGUCCUCUCUCUGGGCCUGUCUGAAGUACAGACGUCUGCUAGUCCUCUCUCUAGACCUGUCUGAAGUACAGACGUCUGCUAGUCCUCUCUCUGGACCUGUCUGAAGUACAGACGUCUGCUAGUCCUCUCUCUCUGGACCUGUCUGAAGUACAGACGUCUGCUAGUCCUCUCUCUGGACCUGUCUGAAGUACAGACGUCUGCUAGUCCUCUCUCUGGACCUGUCUGAAGUAGAGACGUCUGCUAGUCCUCUCUCUGGGCCUGUCUGAAGUACAGACGUCUGCUAGUCCUCUCUCUAGACCUGUCUGAAGUACAGACGUCUGCUAGUCCUCUCUCUGGACCUGUCUGAAGUACAGACGUCUGCUAGUCCUCUCUCUGGACCUGUCUGAAGUAGAGACGUCUGCUAGUCCUCUCCUCUGGGCCUGUCUGAAGUACAGACGUCUGCUAGUCCUCUCUCUAGACCUGUCUGAAGUACAGACGUCUGCUAGUCCUCUCUCUGGACCUGUCUGAAGUAGAGACGUCUGCUAGUCCUCUCUCUGGACCUGUCUGAAGUACAGACGUCUGCUAGUCCUCUCUCUAGACCUGUCUGAAGUACAGACGUCUGCUAGUCCUCUCUCUGGACCUAUCUGAAGUACAGACGUCUGCUAGUCCUCUCUCUGGACCUGUCUGAAGUAGAGACGUCUGCUAGUCCUCUCCCUGGACCUGUCUGAAGUACAGACGUCUGCUAGUCCUCUCUCUAGACCUGUCUGAAGUACAGACGUCUGCUAGUCCUCUCUCUGGACCUGUCUGAAGUACAGACGUCUGCUAGUCCUCUCUCUGGACCUGUCUGAAGUACAGACGUCUGGUAGUCCUCUCUCUGGACCUGUCUGAAGUACAGACGUCUGCUAGUCCUCUCUCUAGACCUGUCUGAAGUACAGACGUCUGCUAGUCCUCUCUCUGGACCUGUCUGAAGUACAGACGUCUGCUACACUUUAUUCUGCAGUGCCCCUUGAUAACUGAAGAGAUUUAGCUACAGCUUCAUUUUCUGGUAAUAAAGUUGUGCUACCAAAUUAUCAGCAUUGCCCAUAGCUUAUGUAGAAUACUGUUAUCUUUGACAUGGUAUAUUUUUACUUUAAAUGUGUUGAAUCAAACUGUUGAAGUACUAUAUCUCUAGUGACGGCUCCAUGUUGUGAUUGGUUUGUUUCAGGCACAGCCAGAGGUGGGGGCCAACCCAGUGCAGGUAGAGACUGGAGACUUUGACGAGGCCAUCGAUGUGGAGGAGGAGGAUGUCACCGAUGAGAGUGAGUAAUAGCCAUUGUAAUCACUAAUCACUACUGUCGCACGACAGACACUGUGAGAAAAUAAUACCUAAUCACCAAUUCCUUCUGUGAAGGAAAGCUUAUUUAAAGUCCUAGUUUACCACAUAUUACAACGAUAAUUGGGAACAUUCACCAAGCUAACAGUCUGCCUGGCUACAGUAAAUUAUAGCUAUUAUUGUAAAGUUAAAACACACAAUAGCUAGUACAGGGUUCCCCAACUGGCGGCCCACAGGACAAAUUUGGCCCACGGGGGGGAUUUUAUUAUUCCCGAAGUUAUCUGAACAAAGAAGAAGAAAAAAGGUUUUAUAGUUGUAUUAUUUUAUUUAUAAACGAAGACUGUAAAAAUAAAUCAGCUCCAAGUGAUUUUAACUUUGGAAAUCUGCAUAAUACAGAGACACGUGAUCUUAUGCAAAUGUAAGCAAGGUUUAAGAAACAUUUUUAGUCAAAUAUUAUAUCUGUUUGGGCUUCUUGUGAUCAAUUUGCAGUCUACAAAUUAUUUGUAAUUACGUUCCGUCUCCCCUGACCAUCCACUCAAGAAAAAAAUCGGAAUCUAGUUGAUGAUCCCUGGGCUAGUAUAUAUUUUAGGCUGCUUAGGUUUAGUAGAGGUGUGACAACAUAAAUCAAAUGAAGCUGUAUGUUGGUGCUCCUUUGCAGUGGGCGUGUUGUGAGAUGUUGGCUAGAUGGUAGAGAGAGAGAGGGGGGAACACGUUAGAAAUGACAGAGUACUUCUGUCUCAAAAGAGAGACCUAUCAUUAUGUGUUCCACCCAAUGGUUCCACCAAGCUUCUUGGAAACUGAAAAUAAACCCUUCUCCUAAUUGGCAGGGGCAACCGCCACACUCCUUCUCUGCUAACUACCACCAGGAAUAUCUGUCUAUCUGUUUAAUAACUUAGCAGGAAAUUCAAGGGCAAAAGAACACUUCCGAUAUGUUCCAUUUUUUAUGUUCCAGAAUGUUUGAACAUUUUUUGUUGAUUCCUUUGUAGACCCCUGCUUGAACCACCACUGCAAGAAGGGAAAGGUGUGUGAGGUGGAUGAGGAGAACACCCCCAUGUGUGUCUGCCAGGACCCCACUACCUGCCCCCGCUGCCCUUGGAGAGUUUGAGCAUGUGAGUUAUCAUCAUAGAAAUCAUAUUCUACUCUGUUCAGACCGACAUCCAGUAGGUCUAGAUAUGUCUCAUAUAUAACGCUCUUCCUAAUAGAACCUUGACCUGUACAAUAAUGCUACUACUGAUAUGCAUCAUUGGCUCAUUCUUGAAAUACUGUAAUUUCUGUCUGAUUCAUGAAUGUAAUCUGUGUAUCCCAGGUUUGCGCCACCGACAACACAACCUACGACUCUUCCUGCCACUUCUUUUGCCCACAAGUGCAGUCUGGAGGGGACCAAGAAGGGCCACAAGCUGCACCUAGACUACAUCGGGUCAUGCAAAUGUGAGCUACGCUUUAUAGUUACAAACAUUCAUGGAUUUAAUUUUAUUAAAUUCAUUGCAAUUCAAUGUAUUAACCCGCCCAGGUUGAGAACGUUUUAAUACAACCAUUCAAUUCAGUGCAAUCAUUUUCACCUUUUUGAGAAUCCCCCUUAAAUUUCCUCUGAGAGUCCAUUCCCACUGUGAUUGGUUAUGCUGUCUUGGAGCUGAAAGCUUCUCCACAGAGAAUGAUUCAUGGGCUGAACUAGAGGGGACCUCGCCUUAAGGACCACAACACGGGGCAGGCUGUAACAUGCUCACUGCAUUGCUGCCCUUCUCAAACUACCGCUGAAUCUGCAGCUGAAUGUCUGUCAUUAAACAGAACCAAGCCCAUGCAUCUCUCUCUGCUGGUGAUGAGUACCUUAGGACUGAAGGGCACAGAUGGAGAUCAUGUUGUUGCAUGUCGUGGAGCUCCAACAACAAAAAAAAACUAGUGGCCUCUAAAUGUCAGGUACAGUAUUUAACCAAGGGAUAAAACAAAAGGUACAAAAUCAUUGCCUUAGGGACCGUGCGCAUCAACCACACAUUUCAAUGGACACAAAUGUCACAUUUUGUGUGAGUUUGUGGGUUUUAUGUUCUAUGACAAAAGGCUGGACCAUGAUGGUUUGAGAAAUGGAAUUGUAGAUUUUGACUUGAAUGUCCUACUUGCAAAACAACUUUUUGACCAAGACUUACUUGACUUAAUUAAAUGAAACCCUUUGGCUCCUUGGGGACCAUAGGUCAUUGAACAAACCUUCUCCAGCUGUUCCUGGGUCUUCCCUGUUUCCCUUUCUCUCUGACCAUACCUAAUGUUUCUUCCUGUGUGUCUCUCCAGUCAUGGAGCCCUGUGUGGACAGAAUAGCUCUAACAUAUACCUCAUUCUUCUUCCUGUUUAUUUUUCCAGUCAUCGAGACCUGCAUUGAUGCUGAGCUGAAUGAGUUCCCCCUGCGUAUGAGGGACUGGCUGAAGAACGUUCUGGUCACCCUGUACGAGCGCGAUGAGGAGAAUAACCUCCUGACCGAGAAGCAGAAGCUCAGAGUAAGUCCACUUAGCCAUUUCUAUAUGCACAGCACAGAACCCAUUUACUGCACUAUGUUUUGCCUACUGAGGAAGGGUCAACAUCAUUAUUAAACACAGCACAGAACCAAUUCAUUUUGCUUGCGUUCAUUUACCGAACUCUGCGGAUGGGUCGAAAUAAUUAAUAAACCAAAUAUGAUUAUAGGAUUUGAUGUUCUGCUCUCACUAUGAUGUCGACUCCUUUGUGCAUCGAAUCCCACUGGGAAUUAUUUAUCAGUUUGUUCAAUUCAAAAGAUUAUUAGACAAACUAAUGUUUGCAAAAAUGUUACUUGCCUUGCAGGUGAGGAAGAUUUAUGAGAAUGAGAAGAGACUUCAGGCUGGAGAGCACUCCCUGGACCUGCUGGCCCACGACUUUGAGAAGAACUACAACAUGUACAUCUUCCCCGUCCACUGGCAGUUCGGUCAGCUGGACCAGCACCCCCCGUCGAUGGGUAGGUAGAGGAGAAGAAGAGUUUGUCUUCUGCUUCAGCUGGAUUGUAUCAACAUCACACAAAUACAGGCUUGCUUGGGCUAUACCUUUGACUCAACUCUGUGCCAGCCAGGACAUCAAUACUGAAACUGAAAAUGUCUCAGAAAGGAUAUUAGCAGCAUGCCUGAAUGUAUUGUUUUAUAAGCAAAAAAGCAACUGACAGUGCUACAUUGGGGCUGUUCAUACUUCACAAUACUGACUUUUAAAUGCCGAAGGAUCAUAUGGGUAACAUGUUUCUCUAUGAUGUUUUCUAGGGUCUAAAACUACAAGCUUACAAAGCCUUUAUAAAUCCUUUAUAAGGCCUGCAUAGAUGCUUCAUAACAGGUUUUCUGUGGCGUUGUAGGUUCCUGUCCCACACAGAGCUGGCCCCCCUGCGCGCUCCUCUCAUCCCCAUGGAGCACUGCACCACUCGCUUCUUCGAGGCAGUGCGGACGGCCGACAAUGACAAGUACAUCGCCCUGGAGGAGUGGGCCAACUGCUUCAGCAUCAAGGAGCGUGAGUAGUUUUAACACCCUCAUUCACAGUUUACACUCAAAAGAAACUAGGAGGACCGAGGCACUCUGUUACAAUGCCUUUAUUGUUUGGUGUCCCCAAAUGGCACCCUAUUCCCUACAUAGUGCACUACUUUUGACUAGAGCCCUAUGGGGAAUAUAGGGCACAGGGAGCCAUUCUGACGCAGCCACGUCUUCCCGUCCUUCUAUUUUACGGUCUGGUUUUGAUUUUUGAAAUGGUUCAUAGCAGGCCAUUUCAUUAUUGCUUGUUAAUGGAGGGCUUGUUUUUUUUUUUUUUUCUGUUUUCAGAGGAUGUCGACAAGGACCUUGUCAUCUAGCUCAUCAGCUGACCCACAGUACGAAAACUAGUCUCAAUUGGGACGAGGUGCUAAGCUGAUCCCUAAUUUAAAGAAACACAGUAACGGUGGCUAAUUGCAAUGAAUUAACGACCUACCUAUACCACUACAAUUGAUGAAAAAUGAGACGGUGCCAGUCUGAACUAACAAUCACGAAACGUGGUCAUGAUGCAACUUCAAUUUUUUCUCUCGUUUGUGCAAAGAAAUAAUCCUUUCUAACCAGAUAGAUGAAAAUAAGUAACAGAAAGAGACUUGUGACGGAGGGACGGAGAUGUAAAUGUAUGACUCUGUAUGUUGAAUGGGUUGUGAUAAUGGUUGUUGUUCACAACAUUGAUAUUGUUUUCACUUGAUUUUGAUUUAAUUUAAUAACAUCGAUUUGAAAAUUCUUUGGAGGAGACAAAUUUGUAAAAUCAAAAAUAAAGUUUCUAAAUAAAUGCUCCUUUCAUUUUGCUUUGUAAACAUUUUUAGUUGUUUUGCACUCUUUGGUGGUGGACUCUUUCAUUUUUCAUCUUCAUUGUUUUGCUUGACUUUUGACUACUGUUUUUAAAAUUAAGGCCUGACUAUCCACAGGUUUGUUUUCUUACAUAGAUUCUGUCACACAACAAGGCAUAGUGAGAAAUUAUUAGACAAACAAGGAAAUUGUUAACUCUUGAGAAAGCAUCUCGCAGUUGUUUUCUACCCAAACCUUUUUUUUACCCCCUUUUUUUAGUGACUUUAUACCAUGCUAAUUUUGUGCUACUUGACCUGUGUCCGAAAAUAAAAUGGUAAACACUUCACAGUGAGGCUAAAUAUAUUUUCUGGACAUGCAGAUAAAUGAAAAGCCGAUUUUAGCUGGGAUCUCGGACUGAUGGGGUUAACAAAUUAAAUGUUGGAUUCACGUCUCCAACUAAAACCAAAAUAAAAGUUAAAGAAACUGAUUAAAGCCAGUAGUUCAGAUGAAACUAUCCAGGCAUUAUAUAGCUUGUUGAUAUUUGGUUGGGUUGUCAACCAAACACAAUUCAAUAUGACUAUAGUUAAGGCUAUCUCACAAACGAAUGUAUUUAUUCAACAUCAAAAUGAGUAACACAUCCAUGGCCACAUUCUGAGGUUAGUGUAACUAUAAAUGUCUUCUUACGUAAUCAUAGAAAGCGGUGCAUUGCUCAAGAUAGUGUGCAAAGGUUUCAGGUCUGUGGAGAUCUUCACAGUUGCUAUAAUAAUCUGCGCAGAAUCUCGAACAGCAUUGAUCAUGUACUUUUAAUGUACUGUUAAUGUACUAUUAAUGUAAUCUCAACUGCAACCCAGGUCAUUUGGUUGUUCUAUUAGAUGAAGCACAGUGAUAACACAUUAAGUUGUUGUAUAAAUACAAAAUAUCUGAUAUUGAAAGCGCAGUGAUAAAAACCCGACAUUGUUUUUUUCCAUUGUAAUUGUUGAAAGCAUAGUGAUAACACGUUGGGAAUCCAACACAUUUCCGGCUGUCUUUUUUGAGUAUGUGAAAAUAGGUUGGAAUCUCAUUGAUCAAUAUCUAUCUUUUUGAGUGGGUGAGUAAAAGUUGAAACGUCUCAACCAAAUAUGAACCCACAUUUCUAAAAGAUGGCGUGGUGUGCCCAGUGGGAUGCCUGUCCCUAAAGAAGGUGGAUUGUGAUCAUAGACUAAAAGUCUAUACAAGUAGAGCUCAAAUGUAAUACUGUAGGCUACUAGCACUAGAAUACAUGACUUCUCUUACUAUCUGUUAACUGGGGUGGAAAUACAAAGUCGAACAGGAGACUGAAUUCAGCUCCGGUGAUUGAAUUGAAGAGAGUCAUUUGAGCUAACCACAAAGAAUGUGAGCAUAGCUUUCUCCCUAUAAUCAGACAGGACAGUGAGCGGUUUGUCUGGAACCAAACGCUACCCAUGAGCCUUUGUGAUUCUUGGAGUAGCAUCUUGUAUUGUCCCUGCUUGACUUGUUUGACCACGCCUGAGUAAAUGUCUGGACUGAGUCUGGCCCAUACACUUUAUGCACUUUGUAUAUAGUAUACAGUACAUAGUUCUGCUCUAGACAGACGGUAAACUGGAAAGGAAUAUGACCUCAACUGCAACUCAUUAUAAACCAAAGUCAGUUGAAUUGAAUGUGUUAAUGUGUAUUAAAUGUUCAUCUUUGUGCCUCUCUAGACUGAAUGAUGAAGGUGUGGGUCAUCUUCCUACUGUGCCUAGCUGGCCAGGCUUUCAUUCACCGCUUCCAUUGUAAGUGUCCCUUUGUUGUGUGUGUGUGUGUGUGUGUGUGUGUGUGUGUGGUGUGUGUGUGUGUGUGUGUGUGUGUGUGUGUUUUUGUGUGUGAGUGUGUGUGUGUGAGUGUGUGUAUGCCUGCCUGGUGUGUGUGUGCGUGCGUGCCUGUGUGUGUGUGAGUGUGUGUGUGUGUGUUUGUGUGUGAGUGUGUGUGUGUGUGUGUGAGUGUGUGUGCCUGCCUGGUGUGUGUUCACUUGUAUUGACACUGAAAAAACAUGGUAAGCAAUCAUAAUAACACCAUGGUCACCAUUUCAGGAGGAGCCCAUCGUUGAUGAUGUUGUUUGAGGAGGUAAGGUCAUUGACUUGUUUACAGAAUUGUUUACAGGUGUGCUUAGUGGAAAAACAACAUCACACAUCUUGAACAUACCCACUGGGCACACACUGGUUGAAUCAACGUUGUUUCCACAUCAUUUCAAUAAAAUGUUGUUGAACCAACGUGAAAUAGACGUUGAAUUGACAUCUGUGCCUAGUGGGUAGAGAUACUUUCACAGGUGGGAGCGAAUUAGGAAUAUUGUAGUAUAGGAAUCAAAACACAGCCAGAUGAAAAACAUUGACACUAGAUUUAUUCUUUACUCUCUCCGGGUCACUUUUGACAAGUUAACAAAGUUAACAGUACAACUUUGAUUGAAAUAAUUUAUUCUCAACCAUUUUGUGGCACAGGACUUUUCCCCUUGAAUGUUGGACCAUUUCCUGUAAUGUAGCGUUGAGAGAGAGAGAGAAGAGAGAGAGAGAGAUAGAAGAGAAAGAGAGAGAAGAGAGAGAGAGAGAGAGAGAGAGAGGAGAGAGAAAUAGCAGAGAGAGAGAGAAGAGAGAGAGAGAGAGAGAGAGAGAUAUAGGGAGAGAGAGAUCGAGAGAGAGAGAGAGUUCCCCCGGAGAUAAGAGAGAGAGAGAGAUAUAGAGAAGAGAGAGGGAGAGAGAGGGCAGAAUCCCACAGGUUAUUAAUACAGCGGACAGGAAACCAUGACGUUUUAAUGGCUUCACCACAUGUGGCUCAGGCUCUAUCCAUCCCAUCCAGCUGCAGGCUGCUUGUUGUUUUUAGACGUCUGCUAGUCCUCUCUCUGGACCUGUCUGAAGUACAGACGUCUGCUAGUCCUCUCUCUGGACCUGUCUGAAGUACAGACGUCUGCUAGUCCUCUCUCUGGACCUGUCUGAAGUACAGACGUCUGCUAGUCUUCUCUCUGGACCUGUCUGAAGUAGAGACGUCUGCUAGUCCUCUCUCUGGGCCUGUCUGAAGUACAGACGUCUGCUAGUCCUCUCUCUAGACCUGUCUGAAGUACAGACGUCUGCUAGUCCUCUCUCUGGACCUGUCUGAAGUACAGACGUCUGCUAGUCCUCUCUCUCUGGACCUGUCUGAAGUACAGACGUCUGCUAGUCCUCUCUCUGGACCUGUCUGAAGUACAGACGUCUGCUAGUCCUCUCUCUGGACCUGUCUGAAGUAGAGACGUCUGCUAGUCCUCUCUCUGGGCCUGUCUGAAGUACAGACGUCUGCUAGUCCUCUCUCUAGACCUGUCUGAAGUACAGACGUCUGCUAGUCCUCUCUCUGGACCUGUCUGAAGUACAGACGUCUGCUAGUCCUCUCUCUGGACCUGUCUGAAGUAGAGACGUCUGCUAGUCCUCUCUCUGGGCCUGUCUGAAGUACAGACGUCUGCUAGUCCUCUCUCUAGACCUGUCUGAAGUACAGACGUCUGCUAGUCCUCUCUCUGGACCUGUCUGAAGUAGAGACGUCUGCUAGUCCUCUCUCUGGACCUGUCUGAAGUACAGACGUCUGCUAGUCCUCUCUCUAGACCUGUCUGAAGUACAGACGUCUGCUAGUCCUCUCUCUGGACCUAUCUGAAGUACAGACGUCUGCUAGUCCUCUCUCUGGACCUGUCUGAAGUAGAGACGUCUGCUAGUCCUCUCCCUGGACCUGUCUGAAGUACAGACGUCUGCUAGUCCUCUCUCUAGACCUGUCUGAAGUACAGACGUCUGCUAGUCCUCUCUCUGGACCUGUCUGAAGUACAGACGUCUGCUAGUCCUCUCUCUGGACCUGUCUGAAGUACAGACGUCUGGUAGUCCUCUCUCUGGACCUGUCUGAAGUACAGACGUCUGCUAGUCCUCUCUCUAGACCUGUCUGAAGUACAGACGUCUGCUAGUCCUCUCUCUGGACCUGUCUGAAGUACAGACGUCUGCUACACUUUAUUCUGCAGUGCCCCUUGAUAACUGAAGAGAUUUAGCUACAGCUUCAUUUUCUGGUAAUAAAGUUGUGCUACCAAAUUAUCAGCAUUGCCCAUAGCUUAUGUAGAAUACUGUUAUCUUUGACAUGGUAUAUUUUUACUUUAAAUGUGUUGAAUCAAACUGUUGAAGUACUAUAUCUCUAGUGACGGCUCCAUGUUGUGAUUGGUUUGUUUCAGGCACAGCCAGAGGUGGGGGCCAACCCAGUGCAGGUAGAGACUGGAGACUUUGACGAGGCCAUCGAUGUGGAGGAGGAGGAUGUCACCGAUGAGAGUGAGUAAUAGCCAUUGUAAUCACUAAUCACUACUGUCGCACGACAGACACUGUGAGAAAAUAAUACCUAAUCACCAAUUCCUUCUGUGAAGGAAAGCUUAUUUAAAGUCCUAGUUUACCACAUAUUACAACGAUAAUUGGGAACAUUCACCAAGCUAACAGUCUGCCUGGCUACAGUAAAUUAUAGCUAUUAUUGUAAAGUUAAAACACACAAUAGCUAGUACAGGGUUCCCCAACUGGCGGCCCACAGGACAAAUUUGGCCCACGGGGGGGAUUUUAUUAUUCCCGAAGUUAUCUGAACAAAGAAGAAGAAAAAAGGUUUUAUAGUUGUAUUAUUUUAUUUAUAAACGAAGACUGUAAAAAUAAAUCAGCUCCAAGUGAUUUUAACUUUGGAAAUCUGCAUAAUACAGAGACACGUGAUCUUAUGCAAAUGUAAGCAAGGUUUAAGAAACAUUUUUAGUCAAAUAUUAUAUCUGUUUGGGCUUCUUGUGAUCAAUUUGCAGUCUACAAAUUAUUUGUAAUUACGUUCCGUCUCCCCUGACCAUCCACUCAAGAAAAAAAUCGGAAUCUAGUUGAUGAUCCCUGGGCUAGUAUAUAUUUUAGGCUGCUUAGGUUUAGUAGAGGUGUGACAACAUAAAUCAAAUGAAGCUGUAUGUUGGUGCUCCUUUGCAGUGGGCGUGUUGUGAGAUGUUGGCUAGAUGGUAGAGAGAGAGAGGGGGGAACACGUUAGAAAUGACAGAGUACUUCUGUCUCAAAAGAGAGACCUAUCAUUAUGUGUUCCACCCAAUGGUUCCACCAAGCUUCUUGGAAACUGAAAAUAAACCCUUCUCCUAAUUGGCAGGGGCACCGCCACACUCCUUCUCUGCUAACUACCACCAGGAAUAUCUGUCUAUCUGUUUAAUAACUUAGCAGGAAAUUCAAGGGCAAAAGAACACUUCCGAUAUGUUCCAUUUUUUAUGUUCCAGAAUGUUUGAACAUUUUUUGUUGAUUCCUUUGUAGACCCCUGCUUGAACCACCACUGCAAGAAGGGAAAGGUGUGUGAGGUGGAUGAGGAGAACACCCCCAUGUGUGUCUGCCAGGACCCCACUACCUGCCCCGCUGCCCUUGGAGAGUUUGAGCAUGUGAGUUAUCAUCAUAGAAAUCAUAUUCUACUCUGUUCAGACCGACAUCCAGUAGGUCUAGAUAUGUCUCAUAUAUAACGCUCUUCCUAAUAGAACCUUGACCUGUACAAUAAUGCUACUACUGAUAUGCAUCAUUGGCUCAUUCUUGAAAUACUGUAAUUUCUGUCUGAUUCAUGAAUGUAAUCUGUGUAUCCCAGGUUUGCGCCACCGACAACACAACCUACGACUCUUCCUGCCACUUCUUUGCCCACAAGUGCAGUCUGGAGGGGACCAAGAAGGGCCACAAGCUGCACCUAGACUACAUCGGGUCAUGCAAAUGUGAGCUACGCUUUAUAGUUACAAACAUUCAUGGAUUUAAUUUUAUUAAAUUCAUUGCAAUUCAAUGUAUUAACCCGCCCAGGUUGAGAACGUUUUAAUACAACCAUUCAAUUCAGUGCAAUCAUUUUCACCUUUUUGAGAAUCCCCCUUAAAUUUCCUCUGAGAGUCCAUUCCCACUGUGAUUGGUUAUGCUGUCUUGGAGCUGAAAGCUUCUCCACAGAGAAUGAUUCAUGGGCUGAACUAGAGGGGACCUCGCCUUAAGGACCACAACACGGGGCAGGCUGUAACAUGCUCACUGCAUUGCUGCCCUUCUCAAACUACCGCUGAAUCUGCAGCUGAAUGUCUGUCAUUAAACAGAACCAAGCCCAUGCAUCUCUCUCUGCUGGUGAUGAGUACCUUAGGACUGAAGGGCACAGAUGGAGAUCAUGUUGUUGCAUGUCGUGGAGCUCCAACAACAAAAAAAACUAGUGGCCUCUAAAUGUCAGGUACAGUAUUUAACCAAGGGAUAAAACAAAAGGUACAAAAUCAUUGCCUUAGGGACCGUGCGCAUCAACCACACAUUUCAAUGGACACAAAUGUCACAUUUUGUGUGAGUUGUGGGUUUUAUGUUCUAUGACAAAAGGCUGGACCAUGAUGGUUUGAGAAAUGGAAUUGUAGAUUUUGACUUGAAUGUCCUACUUGCAAAACAACUUUUUGACCAAGACUUACUUGACUUAAUUAAAUGAAACCCUUUGGCUCCUUGGGGACCAUAGGUCAUUGAACAAACCUUCUCCAGCUGUUCCUGGGUCUUCCCUGUUUCCCUUUCUCUCUGACCAUACCUAAUGUUUCUUCCUGUGUGUCUCUCCAGUCAUGGAGCCCUGUGUGGACAGAAUAGCUCUAACAUAUACCUCAUUCUUCUUCCUGUUUAUUUUUCCAGUCAUCGAGACCUGCAUUGAUGCUGAGCUGAAUGAGUUCCCCCUGCGUAUGAGGGACUGGCUGAAGAACGUUCUGGUCACCCUGUACGAGCGCGAUGAGGAGAAUAACCUCCUGACCGAGAAGCAGAAGCUCAGAGUAAGUCCACUUAGCCAUUUCUAUAUGCACAGCACAGAACCCAUUUACUGCACUAUGUUUGCCUACUGAGGAAGGGUCAACAUCAUUAUUAAACACAGCACAGAACCAAUUCAUUUUGCUUGCGUUCAUUUACCGAACUCUGCGGAUGGGUCGAAAUAAUUAAUAAACCAAAUAUGAUUAUAGGAUUUGAUGUUCUGCUCUCACUAUGAUGUCGACUCCUUUGUGCAUCGAAUCCCACUGGGAAUUAUUUAUCAGUUUGUUCAAUUCAAAAGAUUAUUAGACAAACUAAUGUUUGCAAAAAUGUUACUUGCCUUGCAGGUGAGGAAGAUUUAUGAGAAUGAGAAGAGACUUCAGGCUGGAGAGCACUCCCUGGACCUGCUGGCCCACGACUUUGAGAAGAACUACAACAUGUACAUCUUCCCCGUCCACUGGCAGUUCGGUCAGCUGGACCAGCACCCCGUCGAUGGGUAGGUAGAGGAGAAGAAGAGUUUGUCUUCUGCUUCAGCUGGAUUGUAUCAACAUCACACAAAUACAGGCUUGCUUGGGCUAUACCUUUGACUCAACUCUGUGCCAGCCAGGACAUCAAUACUGAAACUGAAAAUGUCUCAGAAAGGAUAUUAGCAGCAUGCCUGAAUGUAUUGUUUUAUAAGCAAAAAAGCAACUGACAGUGCUACAUUGGGGCUGUUCAUACUUCACAAUACUGACUUUUAAAUGCCGAAGGAUCAUAUGGGUAACAUGUUUCUCUAUGAUGUUUUCUAGGGUCUAAAACUACAGCUUACAAAGCCUUUAUAAAUCCUUUAUAAGGCCUGCAUAGAUGCUUCAUAACAGGUUUUCUGUGGCGUUGUAGGUUCCUGUCCCACACAGAGCUGGCCCCCCUGCGCGCUCCUCUCAUCCCCAUGGAGCACUGCACCACUCGCUUCUUCGAGCAGUGCGACGCCGACAAUGACAAGUACAUCGCCCUGGAGGAGUGGGCCAACUGCUUUAGCAUCAAGGAGCGUGAGUAGUUUUAACACCUCAUUCACAGUUUACACUCAAAGAAACUAGGAGGAGCGUGAGUAGUUUAAACACCUCAUUCACAGUUUACACUCAAAGAAACUAGGAGGACCGAGGCACUCUGUUACAAUGCCUUUAUUGGUUUGUGUCUGAAAUGGCACCCUAUUCCCUACAUAGUGCACUACUUUUGACUAGAGCCCUAUGGGGAAUAUAGGGCACAGGGUGCCAUUUCUGACGCAGCCACGUCUUCCCGUCCUUCUAUUUUACGGUCUGGUUUUGAUUUUUGAAAUGGUUCAUAGCAGGCCAUUUCAUUAUUGCUUGUUAAUGGAGGGCUUGUUUUUUUUUUCUUUCUGUUUUCAGAGGAUGUCGACAAGGACCUUGUCAUCUAAGCUCAUCAGCUGACCCACAGUACGAAAACUAGUCUCAAUUGGGACGAGGUGCUAAGCUGAUCCCUAAUUUAAAGAAACACAGUAACGGUGCUAAUUGCAAUGAAUUAACGACCUACCUAUACCACUACAAUUGAUGAAAAAUGAGACGUGCACAGUCUGAACUAACAAUCACGAAACGUGGUCAUGAUGCAACUUCAAUUUUUUCUCUCGUUUGUGCAAAGAAAUAAUCCUUUCUAACCAGAUAGAUGAAAAUAAGUAACAGAAAGAGACUUGUGACGGAGGGACGGAGAUGUAAAUGUAUGACUCUGUAUGUUGAAUGGGUUGUGAUAAUGGUUGUUGUUCACAACAUUGAUAUUGUUUUCACUUGAUUUUGAUUUAAUUUAAUAACAUCGAUUUGAAAAUUCUUUGGAGGAGACAAAUUUGUAAAAUCAAAAAUAAAGUUUCUAAAUAAAUGCUCCUUUCAUUUUGCUUUGUAAACAUUUUUAGUUGUUUUGCACUCUUUGGUGGUGGACUCUUUCAUUUUUUCAUCUUCAUUGUUUUGCUUGACUUUUGACUACUGUUUUAAAUUAAGGCCUGACUAUCCACAGGUUUGUUUUCUUACAUAGAUUCUGUCACACAACAAGGGCAUAAGUGUAC